Messenger RNA from Paracoccidioides brasiliensis Pb18, 1206 nucleotides. RefSeq lists its product as uncharacterized. The record is from RefSeq and is a predicted model, not a curated record. The transcript has 3 exons. Bases 1 to 1206 code for a protein of 401 amino acids. Gene Ontology annotation, biological process: division septum assembly. Gene Ontology annotation, cellular component: division septum.
AUGGCCGUAUUCGUCCGUGUGUCGGGACCCCCCAAUGGUAACUUUCUCGUUGGCUACCCCGGCAUAUCCGCGACCUUGCCGCGCAUUGAAGGCAAGGUUGAGAUUCGCCCCAGUACCGGUGUUUCCGCUCCAGUCCACGUCUCCAUGGUUACAAUAUGUCUCCAGCGACGAGAAACCAUACACCCGUCGGCAGAUUCCGUGACGAAAAGACAUCUGGCUGCCCCUCGGAAGGAACUAACAGAUAUUGUGGGCAAAGAGAUGCUACUAUUUCGUUGUGCAAUGGGACGUGACCAUGAAGAAAUCAUCGCAAUGGACCUCCCUUUCGUGCUUUUCAUUCCCUUCGGUCGAGGCGGACAAGAAGCGUCAAGACGACUACCACCAGCAAGUCUACAAUUGCCCAGUCGAACAGCAGAGACAUACUACGAAUUGGUUGUAAUGGUACAGCAGGGUCCAUCAGACCAGAGGAAAUACGCCUUCCCCAUCCCAAUCUCCAGAUACGAUACCCUUUCCACAUUUGGCAUGUAUAACCGGCCUGAGUCAUCGGAGAAAGUCACAGACCACCUAGUAAGGCUGGGAAUAUCCCUCCCACGGUGGUCGUACGGACCCCUGGACCCCAUCAGCGUAUACGUCAAACUCUCGCCCAACCCGGACUGGAUAAACAAAGCUCGACGGGUCACAAUACAAAAAAUCUCCAUCUCCAUCGACGAGGAGAUAAUCUAUAACCACGAAGGCGACGAGCCGCAACGAAAAACCAAAACUCUCACAAAACGAACGGAGAACGUUAACUUGAAGCUGCCGGAGGCGGGAUAUAUCUCAAAUCUAGGCCUUGUAUUUCCCUCUAGAGAUCUAAGAGAUUCAGAGGGCAUCCUGCCGCGGGGGAAACCAGCGUUCCCGAUGUACGCUGUUAGCGGAUUUACCACUACUGCGUCCCUAUAUAGGAUUGAAUACUACCUAACUGUAAAGGCUCAUCUAACCUCAGCACGAGACAUCGUCCUCCGGCAACCGAUCGUAGUGUGCCCACUCGACCACGCAGGCUGUAAAGAGGAAAUGGAAGCCAUCGAGCAAGCCGCCCGAGAUGCCAGACAUAUCAACCCCGAUAAUCCCAUGCUGCCACUCCCCACCAUCAUUCGCGUCCAUGACCCGCAAGCCCGGAAGUAUCUGGGCGUUGCUAUUGUCGGCAAUGUGAAGAAGCCGGUGAUUGAUUGA